AUGCCAGUAGAAUUCGAAGUUAAGAAGACAAUAAGAGACAUCAUCGAGUCUCUUGGUCAAAAAGGAAAUAAUGAUGGAUUUGAAAUGCUGCAAGAACGCCUGAGGAACGUCCUGAAGAACAAAAGGUGUUUGUUCGUAAUGGACGAUGUGUGGGAAGUGAGGAGGGAGGAUUGGAUGGAACUGAGAGAUUUGUUAGGGGGCGUUUCCGAAGGGAGUAAAGUCAUCGUGAGUUCGCAGAAUAAAUCGAUCGCCGAAAUCAUGGGCACUGUCCCCCCGCUUUAUUUGGCCAACCUUUCGGAGGAGGAAUCUUUGACAAUGUUCGUGAGGUGCGCGUUUGAUCAAGGGCAAGAGAAGAAUCACCCGGACCUUAUGGUGAUGGCCAAGGAAAUCGUGAGCAAGUGCGGGGGAAAUCCUCUGGCGGUGAAGACUUUGGGAAGCUUGUUGUAUUCAAAGAAAAAGAACCGGAGCGACUGGGAACAGGUAAGAGAUAGUAAGAUGUGGCAAUUACCAGAUGACCCGUUGACUUCACUGAGAAUAAGCUACGAUCUAAUGCCGUCUUACUUGAAACGAUGUUUCGCUUAUUGCUCGAUACUCCCGAAGAGCCGCGAGUUCCUCAACUUGGAUCUGAUCCAACUGUGGAUCUCCAACGGGUUUAUCCAAUCCAGCGGAAAUAACCAGGAGCUGGAAGAGAUCGGACGGCACUACUUGGAGGAGCUGUGGUCGAGAUCCUUCUUCGAUGUUGUCAUCGAAGACUAUCCGUUUCUGACCUUCCGAGUGCACGACCUCAUUCACGAGCUUGCCAUUUCUGUGGCACAAACCGAAUCGUCCAACAUGAAAGUGCCCACGCAGGAUAUUUCCUCGAGGACUCGCCAUGUAUCAUUUCCGGACCCAUCUCUUCUACCAAAAGAUGAAGUAAGCGGCACCUUGAGCAAACUCAGCCGCGUUCGUACCAUCUUCUUGUCUGAGGACGGUUCCUCUGGGGAGUUCUUUCUGGAGAGUUCCAUUGGCGGUCUAAAGCAUUUGAGGCUUCUUAGUGUAUGGGGCAACAUUAAUAUUAAGAAACUCCCCGAGUCGAUCUGCGAGCUUUGCAAUCUGCAGUGCUUAGACCUUCUCUGGUGCUGGGAACUCGAGGAAUUGCCUGCAGACAUGAAGAACAUGAUCAGCCUCCGCAUUUUGUGGAUAACCACGAAACAGCAGCGUCUCCCAGAGAAUGGAAUAGGAUGCUUGACCUCUCUGCGGUGGCUCUUCAUUGGAGGGUGCGAGAAUUUGGAGGCCUUGUUCGAUGGUAUCCAAUCGCUCACGUCGCUCCGUAAGUUGUUCAUUGGAGGUUGUCCGAAGUUGGCCUCCUUACCACAAGGCAUCAAGAAUCUGAAGGCAUUGGAGGAUCUCUGCAUUGGCCACUGCGAGAGCUUGAGGCUGCCAGAAGGCGAAAGUAACGAGGCAAGCUCCAUGUCGAGGCUUCAAUCCAUCAGAUUCAAGGGAUUACCGGAACUAGUUUCUUUCCCCGGGUGGCUCGAAGGUUCUGCAAGUACGCUGGAGAGGAUAAGAAUUGAGGAUUGUCCCAAAUUGAGUGAAUUGCCCGAGUGGCUGCAAAAUUGUUCUUCUCUGAGAAAACUGGAGAUUAAGAGAUGUCCUGGGUUGACCUCUUUACCAGAUGGCGUUCGCCGCAUUGCCACGUUGACAGAGCUGCGGAUAAUUGAUUGCGCGGGAAUUGAGCAGGGGCGGCGACGUUGA
Messenger RNA from Rhodamnia argentea, 1734 nucleotides. Its product is annotated as putative disease resistance protein RGA1. Gene Ontology annotation, biological process: defense response to other organism. The record is from RefSeq and is a predicted model, not a curated record. The coding region runs from base 1 to 1734 and encodes 577 amino acids. Lineage: Eukaryota; Viridiplantae; Streptophyta; Magnoliopsida; Myrtales; Myrtaceae. Gene Ontology annotation, molecular function: ADP binding. The transcript has 2 exons.